AAGAUAGUAGGCUGUGUCUAGCUGUAUAAGUACCAGUUGGAAGACAGGAUGGACAGUACAUAUAGAACACGAGAUGUUUUUUUAUAUUCAAUGGCAUUGAUUUACAUGUUCGCAUUCGGGUCCUGGUUUAUACAAAUUCCAGGUUUGUAUGGUGACAAUGGUAUCCUGCCGAUAAAAAACCUUCUCCAGACAGGACAAAACUUAUCAAUCGAAUCUCUUUUCUCAAGGCUACCGACGUUACUGUGGCUUUUUCUCUUUUAUGGAUUUUCUCAUCAAACAUCAUUUGAACUUCUUUGCCUAAUUGGUACAUUUCUGUCUUUUGUUUGCCUACUUUUUAGAAGUGCCAGAAUCUUACCUGUUUAUGCAUUGCUGUGGUUCAUGUACUUUUCUUUAUUUCAGGUCGGUCAGACAUUUUCAUGGUUUCAAUGGGAUACUCUGCUACUAGAAUCGGGCUUUUUAGCAAUACUUGUUUCACCUUCAACACCAAGUUCAGAGCAUCGAAAUAGUUCUUUGCAACGUUUACCUUUCUUCCUGGUGAAAUGGCUCUUAUUCCGACUCAUGUUUGCAUCGGGAGUCGUCAAACUUACAAGCAUGUGCCCAACUUGGUGGGGUUUGACAGCUCUGCAUUAUCACUUUGAAACUCAGUGCAUCCCGACACCAUUAUCCUGGUGGGCUCAUCAACUUCCCAAUUGGCUUUUAAAACUGAGUGUUGUUGGAACAUAUGUGAUUGAGAUAGCAUUGCCUUUUCUCUUUUUUGCUCCAGUGAGAAGAUUGCGCCUUAUUGGGGUUUAUGGCCAGGUCUUCUUAAUGUUUACAAUACUCCUGAGCGGGAAUUACAAUUUCUUUAAUUUUUUGACGUUGGCUUUGUGUCUGGCUGUCAUGGACGAUAAACAUUUGAAUCUUUUUCUCGGGAAGUCACGUUCACCAGGUAGAAGUCUACGACAACAAAGGAAAUCCAAUUUACAGAAACUGCAACAAUAUCUUUCAUGGUUCUCUACUCUUAUGGCUUGCAUCGUUAUUGUCUAUUAUACGAUCCAAUAUUUCAGUCUCCAGUUUUUCAAAAAUGGCGACCCGGUCUACACAAAAACUGUGUUUUCCCAAAAGCAAUUUACUGAAUGGGUGGAUGGUGCUGUCAUUGCAAGCAUUUGGAUUGGAGGAAUAAAUUUACUCUGGGAAGCGAUAGUAUCCUUAUAUUUAUGCCUUCGAAGUAAAAAUGUCUUCCAAAUAAUAUGGAAUCUACUGAAAUACAUUUCCGUAUUGGGAGUUUGUGGCUAUAUGUUCUGCAUAAGCAUGGUUCCAUUCAAGACUCUAAUGACAGACAAAGGCUCUUGGCCAGUGUUGCAGAGGUGGCACGACACUUCAAAUAAAUAUCAAUUGGUACAUUCAUAUGGAUUGUUCCGUUCUAUGACUGGGGUCGGAGGUCGCCCAGAAGUCAUUGUAAAAGGAAGUCACCUAGAAAAUGGGCCAUGGCAGGAGAUUGAAUUCCAAUACAAGCCAGGAAAUACUUCAAGAAGUCUUCCGUGGAUUGUUCCCCAUCAACCUAGACUGGACUGGCAGAUGUGGUUUGCGGCUCUCGGACAAUAUCAACAAAACCCGUGGUUUUUAAGCCUUGUCGACAAAAUGUUAUCCGGAGAGGAAACUGUGGUCAAAUUACUGGAUAAGGACUCUUAUCCGUUCAAAGAAACUCCUCCGAAAUACAUCAAAGCAGAGUUAUAUCAUUACCACUUCACUCUCUUGACUAAAAGCGGCAACAUACCCAAAGGGAUUUGGAGAAGGAAAAAAGAACGCACAUACUUACCAAGGGUGGAUAAAAAUGACAAGCAGUUCAGACAGUUUUUAAAGUUUCACAACCUGGAUUCUAAGAAAUCGAAGAAAAAAGAAGAGAAAGGCACGGUGGUAGACAUGAUUCGAUUAAUAAGAGAUUAUUCUGAAAUGUUGCCUGUUCAUGUUCUGCUAUGGUCACUGUGGUUUACAGCUAUGAUCAUCUCUGUAUCAAAGAGCUACAUUACGAGAAGAUGAAGUAGAAAAAAGUAUAUUGCACUGGAAUUGGAAUAAAUAACUGCCAUCAUCAUCAAUCAUGUUCCUAGUACUGGUUUCUUUGUGUCUGUUGGAUUUUCAUAAGCUUUCAAAAUAUCUGUAAUGAAAAGAAUUGUUAUUUCAGAUUUCUUCAAUCAUGUUUCAAAUUCAAAUAAAAUAUAUCUGCAAGCUCACCGAG
Molecule: messenger RNA, 2215 nt
Organism: Styela clava
Lineage: Eukaryota; Metazoa; Chordata; Ascidiacea; Stolidobranchia; Styelidae
Product: lipase maturation factor 2-like
Biological process (GO): protein maturation
Cellular component (GO): endoplasmic reticulum membrane
Source: RefSeq, a predicted model, not a curated record